This is a messenger RNA of Bradysia coprophila, 2834 nucleotides long. RefSeq lists its product as uncharacterized. The record is from RefSeq and is a predicted model, not a curated record. NCBI's taxonomy places the organism in Eukaryota, Metazoa, Arthropoda, Insecta, Diptera, Sciaridae.
UUUUUUUUUAGUUCUCACCCGAUACGAGAAGUACGUACAUCAUAUGCAUUUGCGUGUUUUAACGUUGUUUUUGUCUGUGCUGACUUAUAAGUUUUUUUUUAAAUGAAAAUUGAAAUGUUUUUUAUUUUUAACUUUUGAAUUAAUAAUGAUGGAUCUGAAUUGAAAGAACGAAAAGCUUAAGUGCAUGAUAUAUAUCUUCAAUUGUAAUGUUGCAAUGCCAGUGAUGUGAUGUGAAAAUAGUGUCUUUCGUCACAGCUGCUGUAUUGAUUUUUAUUAUUUUGGAUCUCAUUCGAAAUCAUACAGAGGAAAAAAACGUAGUGAUGGUACGGUGAAAAAGAACUGUGCUCGCAGGUGGAUGCUGUGACUGAGUGUUAAUACGUAGAAGGGAAGGUCAAUAAUGAAAAUAUAAUUUGCAGGUGUUUUCGAACGUAAAUUUAUUAUCGAAUAUCAUGGCGACAGCCGUAUAUGGUGGCAGUCCUCGACAUCAUAGCCGCAUUAUGGUUAGUGGAAAUGUUGGUACACCGAAUAUCGUUACAAAUUCAAAUACUAUCACCACCCACCAUCACCUUCCGAAUGCGCUACAACAAUCUACGCCUAUUAUAUCAGCUACAUUAAAUCAAUCGUCCAACAUAAUCUUUCCACCGACAUCCUACAUCUCAUCCUCUAAUCCACCAACAAUAUCAUCGAACCAUUUCGCUGCUCAUACUCUGAUGCACCAUCAUAAUGCCCAUCGACUGAGCAAACGUAAAUCAGCUGUAGAAUUAUUGGCAGAGAGUAAACCAUUUUACGUUAAAUCUGAAACGGUGUUGGAUCGACAACAGCAAUUGAAUUACCGUAGUGGUAAUUCAACAUCGUCUCUGAUGUCACCAUCACGAACACCAUUGCCCCAUCAGCGUUCGUCGUCAAUAACAAGACGAAGUGGUUCAGCAAAUUCCGAUAUAUUGCAAACGAAACUGCGUUCAUUGUUAAAUACGUCUACGGAAAACAAAGACUCAACACCAAGUGAUGUCGAUAUUAUAUCGAAAUUUAUGAAGCCCGAUAGCCCUAACAAUUAUGAUAUUAAUAAGUACAUGUCGCCAAAGAAACUCAAUCAAGAGUUAACGGUACUUCCUGACCCGAAUUGUGAUGUAUCCGUGUUCUUCCCAAGUGCAUUCCUAUCACCUCAAUCGCUUCCACCGCACCCUGCAUCAGAUGACGAUAUUUAUUCCUAUGGAAUCGAUGAUUCAUUAUUGUUAACAGAUGAUUACCAAACAAUAAGUCCGCCAGCCGAAUAUGCGGAGAACACUUCAACGAAACCGUACGGUGCUAGUAACAACAGGUACGCUGGUUACCAACGAUCUUAUUCGCAUUCGCAAGCUGUCGCAUCGGAUGAAGCAGAAUAUUCGCCAUCCUACAAUAUUAACAGUCAUAAGUCGCUACCCGAUCUACACUCUCAAAUAAGUCGCCAUUCGCCGCACAGUGAAGCGCUUAGUUGCUGCAGCAGAGGAAAUCGUUCGAACAAAUCGGGCAGUUCGUUUAAUAGAGAUUCUGGAGGAUCAUCAGGUCACUACACACAUAGAAGUGAACCGUGCUGUAAGCAACAACCGAAUGAAAACCCAGCUAAUACAAGUACCGACUACAGACGUGACAGUGGCUCAUCCACGCAGCAUAGUGGAAAUUCAUAUUACGCGUACGGCUUACCCCAAAAUAUGCGAUAUGACUGCAUGGAGUGCAGAGCAAAGCUUCAAAAUGAUGCCAACUGUCUGCUCAAUUUUACAACACCAGAGGUCCCAGAAGCAUUUCAAGACGAUUACGACGAUAAGUCACGUGGCUAUUAUGAAGAUCGAUCAAGACCGUACUAUAAGAAUCCGCAAAUGAGUCCAAAUCAAAAGACACCACCCGAAUCACUUCCACCAAUAAUUAAGGAGCCUGAACUAAGUCCACCGUUGGGAACGUUUAAGCGACAGCGUUGCUUUCGAAUCAAACAAAGAUCACGCUACUCGUCGCCGAAUGAUCGAAAUAGUCGCAGUGAAGACGAUCGCAAGCCGAUUUUACGAUCGAAAAGCGACAUAAGCGAUCGAUAUUGGCAGCGGAAUGCAGCCGGUGAUCAGGUGAAAUCGCUGGACAAACGAGGUAAAAUGGAUAGCGUAUCACAAUUGGAACGAUUCUUUGAUCGGCUCGGCAUGAACGACGAUAAAUACGAGGAAUUCAUUGCACCAAAGUUACAGCCUUUAAGUGACAGCGAUUCGGAUCACUCAAGUCCUGUUUUCUUUUCGGAUGCAAGCACAGUUGAUUCGACUCGUUUACCAGACAGUACGGAAACUAAUCAAAAUACUCAAGCGUAUCGACCGAGUGAGCCACCGUCGAUUGUAGAACGAAAUGCGCGCAUUAUCAAGUGGCUGUGCAAUUGUAGAAAGUUGCAGUUACAGUUUUCAUAAUGAGAUAUGUAGCUUGUAUGAAUGGAUGAGUGAAUGGUACGGCAAAGAAUAAAACAGAAAACAAUUUGCUCGAUGAAUCAAAGUGAUCGAUUGAACAAGGAACACUAAAAUCUUUCGACAUUUAAGCCAAAAACAAAAAAUUAUAAAUUUACCUAGGCAACCAUGCAUAAGACUUUAAGAACUAACAACGACAAUGUCCAUUCGGACCAUAAAACGUUUUUCUUUCUCUCGAAAUACGCUUACAAUUCUAAUUGCAUCCGGUGGCGUUGCGAUAUAAUUAAUAAAACAGAAAUCGAAGAACACAAAAGAAACUUCUCCGAAUCGACGUUAACGUUGUUAUGAGGAUAAUAAUAUUAGACAUGUAGCAUGCGGAAGAUUGCAUACACUCUCCGAACAUGAUUUUACAAAACAAAAAAA